CUCGCUGCCUCCACACCGCAGCAUGCCGUCCGUGACCGCACGUCCAGUCUGACCAGCAACCCCUCGUUUUACCGAUUUUUAUACUUUUUUUAUAUUUUCAAGCUGAAGUUUGGGCUCCCCGCUUGGUCAGCAGCAAUGCCCCACCAAGAGCAACCCAUCGCCCGUGGACCCGUACCGGUACCGGUCAUCAUCCAGACCGACUCACGAGACAAAUGGAGCAAGAAGAUCGACUUUCUGCUGUCCGUGAUCGGCUUCGCUGUGGACCUGGGCAACGUGUGGAGGUUCCCCUACAUCUGCUACCAGAACGGCGGAGGUGCGUUCCUGAUCCCCUACGUCCUCAUGGCUGUGUUUGGGGGUGUGCCGCUCUUCUAUAUGGAGCUCGCUCUGGGUCAGUUCCACCGGACCGGCGCCAUCUCCAUAUGGAAGCACAUCUGCCCCAUUUUCAAAGGCAUUGGUUUUGCGAUCUGCAUCAUCGCUCUGUAUGUGUCGUUCUACUACAACACCAUCAUCGCCUGGGCGCUCUUCUACUUCUACUCGUCCUUCAGCAGUACUCUGCCCUGGACCAGCUGUGACAACACCUGGAACACGGAGAACUGCACCAACUACUUUGGCAAAGACAAUGUCACCUGGACCAACUACUCUCGCUCGCCCGCCGAGGAGUUUUAUACGAGGAACGUUCUUGAACUGCAUGAUUCGUCCGGUCUGGGGAACGUUGGGACCAUUCGCUGGCAACUGAUGCUCUGCCUCUUCCUCAUCUUUACCAUCGUUUACUUCAGCCUGUGGAAAGGGGUCAAAACAUCAGGAAAGGUGGUCUGGGUGACCGCCACUCUUCCGUAUGUGGUGUUGUUCAUUCUGUUGAUUCGGGGGGCAACUCUGCCAGGAGCGUGGAGAGGGGUGGUCUUCUACCUCCAGCCCAAAUGGGAGAAACUCCAAGAGACCAGUGUGUGGGUGGACGCUGCUGCUCAGAUUUUCUUCUCUCUGGGCCCUGGCUUUGGCGUGCUGCUCGCCCUGUCCAGCUACAACCCCUUCACCAACAACUGCUACAGAGACGCCAUCGUGACCAGUUUGGUGAACUGCCUGACCAGCUUUGUGUCAGGGUUCGUGAUUUUCACUGUGCUGGGCUACAUGGCUGAGCAGAGACAUGUUAGCGUAGAGGAUGUGGCCAAAAACAAAGGCCCAAGUCUUCUGUUCAUCACCUACCCAGAAGCCAUUGCAAACAUGAUGGGCUCUACAUUCUUCGCCAUCAUCUUCUUUGUGAUGAUGAUUACGCUGGGGCUGGACAGCACGUUUGGCGGUCUGGAGGCUAUAAUCACCGCAGUGAUGGACGAGUACCCAGACCUCCUGUCUCACAGAAGAGAACUGUUUGUGCUGGGAUUGGUGGUGGUGUGCUUUUUGGGCUCUCUCAGCACCCUUACUAAAGGAGGUGCAUAUGUUGUAAAAUUGCUCGAGGAGUUUGGAGUCGGUUCCUCCAUAAUCGCUGUUGUCUUCCUGGAGGCCACUGCCGUCUCCUGGUUCUAUGGCAUCAACAGAUUCAGCAACGACAUCAAAGCCAUGCUGGGCUACACUCCUGGACUGUUCUGGAAGGUGUGCUGGGUGGCAAUCAGCCCGGCAUUUCUAGCUUACAUCAUCAUCAGCUCGCUGCUGAACCCUUCGCCCCUCACACUGUUUGACUACCGGUUUCCUGACUGGAGCAUCACUGUGGGUUACAUCAUCGGCAUCUCCUCCUUCAUGUGGAUUCCCAUAUACAUGGUGUACAAACUGGUGUGGACCCCCGGCUCACUCAAACAGCGUCUGGCUGUUUGCCUGCGGCCCGAGAGGACGCUGCCGGACAUUCACACGGACACUCUGGGACUGACUCCUGUACCUUAGGCCAGCCCAAAGACACACUGGAACUGAACAGGAUCAACACACGAAAGAGGACACAUAGAGUCCUCCGAUUAAAGAAGCAAUAAGUAGCAUCUUUUGUCCGACUUAACAAUUGCAAUAUUUGCCAAGGUGUACAGUCAGGAAACAGGAACCGGGGGGGGGGGGACUUUACUUUCAAAUUUGGGCCAAACAACGAAAGAAGGAUUUCACAUUACAGUGUCAUUCAGCAGAUUUUAUUUUUCUAACAAAGAUCAAGUUCGUACAACAGGAGGAAUCUCUGCCAACAUACUAAAUUCUGUGCUCUUUAGCGCUGGGCUACAUUCAUUUAGGUUCAAUUUUCAUUGCAUUGGAAAAUGCUACUUAUUGCUCCUUCAGCUUCAACAUCACUUGACGAUUUGGGCAGACAAAUUGUCGCUGCGGUCCAUGCAAAUGUUCAACCAAAUCGGUGUUGGGUAAUAUUUUUGAAACUAGUACGUGGAAUAAUAAAGUUAGCUAUAAAACAAUUGGGCCAAAAAGCUUUGGAAACUGCUAAAUGGUUGAUGUCUCUUAUUAUUUGUUUACUAUUGAAGAGUUUAGUCAUUUUUUUCAUAAUUGAGUUCGGUCAGUGUAACAUCAAGAAUGGAAAGCUAUUGAGAAUCAUGCACAUGAGAAUACCUCGCGAGAAUCUCGGCUAAAGAGAAGAGAAGCCAUGCGCUUCUCAGAAGGUUCUGGAGAAUUUCCGGUGUGUUCUGCCUUAACUCUGCCUGAAUAUUGUUAGCUAUUCUAUGUCAAAACAUCUUUGUAAUCAUCUGUAUUGGUAGUGUGCCUCUGGGGAACUUACACUUAAGAAGACUGUUUUAAAAAAGAAUUCUUCACUCCCUGACGAGACUUGAGCGUGACACCUAUAGCCGAGUGUACUUCUUCCUUUUGUUCUGUUUUUUGGGAAAAACAACAGCUGAGGAUGUUUCCAAAUUCGCUAUGAAUGUUCAAUUCUGAUGAGAAACGCGUUCU
Messenger RNA from Colossoma macropomum (tambaqui), 2856 nucleotides. It is a transcript of the gene slc6a4b, whose product is annotated as solute carrier family 6 member 4b. The coding region runs from base 136 to 1869 and encodes 577 amino acids. The transcript is spliced from 13 exons. Gene Ontology annotation, molecular function: serotonin binding; serotonin:sodium:chloride symporter activity. Gene Ontology annotation, cellular component: membrane; neuron projection. Lineage: Eukaryota; Metazoa; Chordata; Actinopteri; Characiformes; Serrasalmidae. Gene Ontology annotation, biological process: sodium ion transmembrane transport; serotonin uptake. The record is from RefSeq and is a predicted model, not a curated record.